This is a messenger RNA of Hirsutella rhossiliensis, 774 nucleotides long. Its product is annotated as ureidoglycolate lyase domain-containing protein. Lineage: Eukaryota; Fungi; Ascomycota; Sordariomycetes; Hypocreales; Ophiocordycipitaceae. Gene Ontology annotation, biological process: allantoin catabolic process. The coding region runs from base 1 to 774 and encodes 257 amino acids. The transcript has a single exon. Gene Ontology annotation, molecular function: ureidoglycolate hydrolase activity; ureidoglycolate lyase activity. The record is from RefSeq and is a predicted model, not a curated record.
AUGGCAGCCGCGGCGACGGUGCGGCUGGGCGCCGGGGAACACUUCGAGGUCCAGGCCGAGCCGCUGACGGCCGCGAGCUUCGCGCCCUUUGGCAGCGUCGUGGCCAACCCGCGGCCCGACGUCGACCCCGGACGGGACCACGGCGGCCUCGUCCUGCCGCCCAACGCCGUGUCGGCCAACCAGGGAUCCGCCAUCCAGUACCGCGACGUGGGCUGCGUGUGCAACCUUUACGACCAGGCGCCGAGUGGAAGGGGCGAGCCCAGGAUGAGCGUGUUUGUGUGCGCCGCUCGGGGCGGAGGCGGUGACGGGGAGGACUCGUCGGCAGUGCUGCUCCCCAUUCGCUUCCUGGAGCGCCACCCGUUCACCACGCAGACCUUUUCGCCCCUGCGCUCCUCGGCGAGCACAUAUCUCGUCGUCGUCGCGCCGAGCCUCGCAUCUCCAGGUCCGCUCGACUCGACCCUUGGCCCCCGGCCAGCAAACCCGCCGCCACCGCUGCCUGGCACCGGCGGCGGCGGGCUGCCGGACCUGCGGCGGGCGCGAGCCUUUGUCUCAUCGGACGCGCAGGCCGUGACGUACGGUGCGGGCACCUGGCACGCGCCCAUGAUGGUGCUGGGCCGCCGCGGCGAGGCGCUGGCCUUUGUCGUGACGCAGUUUGCCAGCGGCGUGCCGGCCGAGGACUGCCAGCUGGUCGAGUAUGUGGCGGCCGAGGGGGGGGCCGAGAUUGGGAUUCGUGUCCGCGUUGAGGGGACGCCGAGGGUGCGGGAGAGGCUGUGA